AUGUCAAUUUACAUACUAUCGAAAUGCAAAAAGGUCUCAAAAAAUUAUAAUCUAUAUUGCUUGAAUUUUAUAAGACGAAUAUCCGACUCAGUAGUGUUUACAGCAGUUGAUAGAUCACCUUCAAUUCCAAUACGUGAAACUAAUAUAUUAACCCAAGGUAAAUUAAGAGUACAACUACUCAAAAGUCCAUCACACUUAGGUCAUGCAACUAGCAGAAUUAAUCGACCUUAUAAUGAAGAUAAAUAUAGUGCAAAAGUUUUAAAAAUAAAAGAUAAAGAGAUAUUAAAUUUUAACAUAUUUGAUGGACAUGGUGGCGAUCAAUGUAGUGAAUUUUUGACUAAGAACUUAGCUGAAAAUGUUGAAAAUGGAGAUUCGUUAGUUAAAACAAAAAAGGCGAGGGAAGACCUUAUCAAGAAAUAUGUUAAAAAUGUGGGGGGAUAUUGGAGAAGAUGGUCAAAACAUAGAGAGAAGACAUUUGAGUCAUGGCAGAACAAUUACCUAAAACUAACAAAUUUCAAAGAAGAAUGUGAACAAGAUGAUCUAAAUUUCAGAAUUCCCUUAACUUUUUUAAAAACUGACUAUGAUUUUUUCCAAGAUGAAACAAAAUCAGGAUCAACGUGUACAUCAGUUUUUUUACAAACUAUAUAUUGUAAUUCUCAGAAAAAGUUCCAACCAUUUUAUGAAAAUUAUUAUUUUAAUAGGAAUACUAUUUCAAAAUUAACAAUAGCACAUUUGGGAGAUACAAGAGCAAUAUUAGUUGACAAGAAUGGGUUAGCUAAUGGAAUAACUGAAGAUCAUCAUCCUUCAAAUCCCAUGGAGAGUACAAGAUUAAGAAGAUACGCUGCAAAUUUCUUUAUGACUGAUUCAUUUGGAGAAGAAAGAUUUAUAGCUUUAGCCAAUACAAGAUCAUUUGGGGAUAUAGAUUACAAAGAAGUCGGAGUAACAGCAGAACCAGAUAUAAUACAACUCGUAGUUGGAGAUUCAACAGAGAUAUCAAAACAAUUAACACCAGAAGAAAUCAAAAAACACACAAUAGGAGGAUUAGGAGGUGAUGAAUUAUUUUUAAUAUUAUGCACAGAUGGAGUAACAAAUAUUCUAACAGAUCAAGAAAUAGCAGAUAUAAUAAUGACCCAACAAAAGAGAUUAGGUUCGAAAGCAAAUCCACAAUUUUGUGCUCAGGAAGUGAUUAAAUUUGUUGAAUUUGUAGGUGGAGAUGAUAAUGCCACUAUUUUAAUUAUACGUUUAAAUGGAUGGGGUAAUUGGCCUAAUAUUGAUAGAACUGGAGAGUUGAGACAAAGUAGAUUAGAUGAUUUUAAUCCAAGACGUGGUGGGAGUGGAUAA
Molecule: messenger RNA, 1341 nt
Organism: Lodderomyces jiufengensis
Lineage: Eukaryota; Fungi; Ascomycota; Pichiomycetes; Serinales; Debaryomycetaceae
Gene: PTC6
Product: type 2C protein phosphatase
Exons: 1
Coding region: 1-1341 (446 amino acids)
Biological process (GO): protein dephosphorylation
Molecular function (GO): protein serine/threonine phosphatase activity
Source: RefSeq, a predicted model, not a curated record